Molecule: messenger RNA, 1473 nt
Organism: Plasmodium fragile
Lineage: Eukaryota; Apicomplexa; Aconoidasida; Haemosporida; Plasmodiidae
Exons: 1
Coding region: 1-1473 (490 amino acids)
Biological process (GO): ubiquitin-dependent protein catabolic process; protein ubiquitination; mitotic cell cycle checkpoint signaling
Cellular component (GO): nucleus
Molecular function (GO): ubiquitin-protein transferase activity
Source: RefSeq, a predicted model, not a curated record
AUGAAGUUCGGAAAGAGCAUACGGAGGGAGAUGCACAACCACCCGGGGAUGCACUACCUGGGUUACAAAGGAUUAAAAAAGUUAAUCAAGCAAAUUAGAGAAAGCCGCAUCGAAGGAAGACACAUACAAAGGAAGCAACUGAAUGACCAGUUCGAAAGUUUGUUGCAUGCCGAUUUGGAAAGUAUUGAAAUGACGUUCAGGAAAUUAUUUGUUGAAAUUAAUGGCAUGAAGAAUGAAAUUGAAAAGAAAUUUGCCUCUCGCAUUUUCAACAGUGAAGAGUUAAAAGUGAAUAAAAGAAUUUGCUCGUUUGAUAAUCUGCUCGAGAUGUUGAAGGAGGGGGGAGUGGUGUCUGAGGAAGUGCUGGACUUUUGCAUUCGAUUAAGUUUGCUCUCGAACAAGUGCAAAGUUAUUAGGACCUACGUGGUGUAUAACUACGUGGGGUUGGUGAAGAUCCUCAAGAAGAGGCGCAAGCGCUGCGGCUCCCACGCGGAGCAGUCGGAGAUGGGCGCCCAGCUGGACCACCUCACAUCGGCGUCAAGCACCUCGGCAAAUGCCGCGUCAAACGCAGUGGCCAAGGCAGUAGCCAAUAUCGUGGACACCUACUCAUGGUGCCUCUCCGAUGAGCUGCCCCAACUUAUCACUUCAGUGAAUAUCAUCUCCGACGAGUUCAUGCAGCAGCUCUGCAACUCCGGCGUCACGUCGGAGAAGUACACAUGCCCAAUCUGCUUGUGUUUGAUCCACGACCCCGUGACUUUAAAUUCUUGCUUCCACUCCUUCUGUUGGAACUGCCUAGCCACAGCCAUACAAAAUUACUCAAUCGACAACUGCCCCUCAUGCAGAACCAAAAUUGUUUACGAAAAAGAUUCUUUCAAAGUUGAUGGAAUUUUGAGUCAAUUUUUGAAGAAGCAUUUUGUGAGUGAGCCAGCUGUGGGGUGGGGCAACGAUCCACUCAAGGGUGGUCACUCCUCCAGUGAAGACCAAGUCUGCCAAGGGGGAACAGAACGAGACGUAGCCCUCACCGAGUGCGACUUUCAAAAUGGGAAACAACUUGUGGAGGGAAAGAAAAACAAACUGAUUGGUACAAGUACAAGGGAUGGAAUCGAUGAGGAGAUAUCGGCACGUGCCCCACCAAGUGUAAUGAAAAGGGAUCUUGCUGCUCCCAUUUCAUUAAACGGAAAAGAAGACAAACCAGAUGAUCAGGCUAGAGACCAUUUAUUCAUCCCGUGUUAUUACUCCGCCCCCGAUGAUGGCGAAACGGACCCUUGGGUAAAUUUUGAUCAGUACCUGACCGUUUUGAAUAGCGUUGAUAAGAAUGUCAUGGAGGACAAGGGGCGGGAGAGUGACUGUUGCAGUGAUGAAUGCCGCGAAGGUUCUUUUGGUCAGGCGGACAGGACAAAGCUGGGUCCCAAGGGAGGCUCGCCGGACGCGUCGUACCGCCUGGUCAGCGACGUCAUUAGCUACACCUUUAGCUAA